Sciurus carolinensis (gray squirrel) is the source of this 3168-nucleotide messenger RNA. RefSeq names its product MTSS I-BAR domain containing 1 (gene Mtss1). Gene Ontology annotation, molecular function: phospholipid binding; actin binding. The record is from RefSeq and is a predicted model, not a curated record. Gene Ontology annotation, cellular component: actin cytoskeleton; cytoplasmic side of plasma membrane. Bases 548 to 2935 code for a protein of 795 amino acids. The transcript has 15 exons. Gene Ontology annotation, biological process: plasma membrane organization; adherens junction maintenance; positive regulation of actin filament bundle assembly. Lineage: Eukaryota; Metazoa; Chordata; Mammalia; Rodentia; Sciuridae.
CGAACGUCCCCGGGAGCCCAGCCAGAGCGAGCGCUGGGGCCAGGCGCGCAGGAGUGAAAAGGAGGCGGCGGCCGCGGCUGCGAGCAACAGAUCCCGGCGCCGAGAGCAGACCCUUUCUGCUGCUGGGCCAUUUCUUUUCUUAAUUUCAGAAAACAGUUAAAUUAAAUUUGAAAAUCUUGCAUUUUUAAAUGGCGCUGACCACGGGUCAGCAGGAGGUUUUCUCUGCAUCAAGAUGGGCUUUGCCGUUUCCGUCGUGGGCACUUAUGAUGGCCUGAUUGUCAGUCUUCUCUGGGCAUUUUUGAGACCAGGAGCCGAGCACUGCUUGUAGGCGAAUCCCCCUACAGAACGGUUUGGCUUUUUAAAAUACUGUUAUUAUUUUGGGCAGAGAACAGUCGAUCUAGUGCAUUCCGUCCGCUCUGCAGAAGAGGCGGCGAGUCGUUGGUGGGUCGCUUAGAGGGUGAAAUUCCUCCCGGGGUGAGCGAGCUCCGGCCCCGCGCGCAGUCCAGCGGCCACGCGAGUGUGUCCUCUCCCUGCCGGCGCCGGGAAAAUGGAGGCUGUGAUUGAGAAGGAAUGCAGCGCGCUCGGAGGCCUCUUCCAGACCAUCAUCAGCGACAUGAAGGGGAGCUAUCCAGUUUGGGAAGACUUCAUAAACAAGGCGGGAAAGCUGCAGUCCCAGCUUCGGACAACUGUAGUAGCAGCAGCUGCCUUCUUGGACGCCUUUCAGAAAGUGGCUGACAUGGCCACCAGCACACGAGGUGGUACCAGGGAGAUCGGCUCAGCUCUCACCAGGAUGUGCAUGAGGCACAGAAGCAUAGAAGCCAAGCUGAGGCAAUUUUCCAGUGCUUUAAUUGAUUGUCUGAUAAAUCCACUGCAAGAACAGAUGGAAGAAUGGAAGAAAGUGGCCAAUCAGCUGGAUAAAGACCAUGCAAAAGAAUAUAAAAAGGCUCGCCAAGAGAUAAAAAAGAAGUCCUCAGAUACGCUGAAACUGCAGAAGAAAGCAAAAAAAGGGAGAGGUGACAUCCAGCCUCAGUUGGACAGUGCCCUCCAAGAUGUCAACGAUAAAUAUCUCUUGUUGGAGGAAACAGAAAAGCAGGCAGUUCGCAAGGCUUUGAUUGAAGAACGCGGUCGAUUCUGCACUUUCAUCUCUAUGCUGCGGCCAGUAAUCGAGGAAGAGAUCUCCAUGCUGGGGGAAAUCACCCACCUUCAGACCAUCUCGGAAGAUCUAAAGAGCCUGACCAUGGACCCUCACAAACUGCCCUCCUCAAGUGAACAGGUGAUUUUGGACUUGAAAGGUUCUGACUACAGCUGGUCCUAUCAGACGCCCCCCUCUUCGCCCAGCACCACCAUGUCCAGGAAGUCAAGUGUCUGCAGCAGCCUGAACAGUGUCAACAGCAGCGACUCGCGGUCCAGCGGCUCCCACUCCCACUCUCCCAGCUCGCACUACCGCUACCGCGGCUCCAGCCUGGCCCAGCAGGCGCCCGUGCGGCUGUCGAGCGUGUCCUCCCACGACUCGGGAUUCGUCUCCCAGGACGCCUUCCAGUCCAAGUCGCCCUCCCCCAUGCCGCCAGAGACCACCAACCAGAACUCGUCCAGCUCGGCCUCUUCUGAAGCCUCCGAAACCUGCCAGUCAGUGAGCGAGUGCAGCUCCCCCACCUCAGUCAGCUCAGGCUCCACCAUGGGCGCCUGGGCGUCCACAGAGAAGUUGUCUAACGGGUUUUCUCACUAUAGUUUGUCAAGUGAGUCCCAUGGGGGGCCCAUGGGUACAGGCCCUUUCCCUCACUGCCUGCCUGCCUCCCGCCUGCUCCCUCGGGUCACCUCUGUCCACCUUCCAGACUACGCUCAUUAUUACACCAUCGGGCCCGGCAUGUUCCCGUCAUCUCAGAUCCCUAGCUGGAAGGACUGGGCUAAGCCAGGGCCCUACGACCAGCCUCUGGUGAACACCUUACAGCGCCGCAGAGAGAAGCGUGAGCCAGACCCCAGCGGGGGUGGACCCCCUCCCUCGGGAGGCCCUCCAGCGGCUGCAGAGGAGGCGCAGAGACCGAGGAGCAUGACUGUGUCCGCUGCCACCAGGCCUGGCGAGGAGAUGGAGGCUUGCGAGGAGCUGGCCCUAGCCUUGUCGCGGGGCCUGCAGCUGGACACGCAGAGAAGCAGUCGGGAUUCACUGCAGUGCUCCAGUGGCUACAGUACCCAGACGACCACCCCGUGCUGCUCUGAGGACACCAUCCCCUCCCAAGUUUCAGAUUAUGAUUAUUUCUCCGUAAGCGGUGACCAGGAGGCAGAUCAGCAGGAGUUUGACAAAUCCUCCACCAUCCCUAGGAACAGUGACAUCAGCCAGUCCUACCGGCGGAUGUUCCAAGCCAAGCGCCCAGCCUCGACUGCCGGCCUCCCUACCACCCUUGGACCUGCUAUGGUCACUCCAGGGGUUGCAACCAUCCGACGGACCCCUUCCACCAAGCCUUCUGUCCGUCGAGGGACCAUUGGAGCUGGUCCCAUCCCCAUCAAGACACCAGUGAUCCCCGUCAAGACCCCGACUGUCCCAGACCCCCCUGGGGUGUUGCCAGCCCCUCCAGAUGGUCCAGAGGAGCGGGGUGAGCACAGCCCCGAGUCGCCAUCUGCGGGUGAGGGCCCCCAGGGAGCCCCCAGCAUGCCCUCUUCCAUGUGGAGCGGCCAAGCCUCCGUCAACCCUCCACUUCCAGGCCCAAAGCCCAGUAUCCCUGAGGAGCACCGACAGGCGAUUCCAGAAAGUGAGGCUGAAGAUCAGGAAAGGGAUCCCCCAAGUGCCACUGUCUCCCCAAGCCAGAUUCCAGAGAGUGACCCUGCAGACCUGAGCCCAGGAGAUACUCCACAAGGAGAAGACAUGCUGAAUGCCAUCCGCAGGGGCGUGAAACUGAAGAAGACCACGACCAAUGACCGCUCGGCCCCCCGCUUCUCGUAGGCCCAGGCUCCCAGGAAAUGCUGCCAGUGGGGAAUGACUCUUUAAUUAAGAAAACCUAAUUUGUCUUGAUCCAUUCCAAUCUAUAAUCAAACAAAAAAUUUUGUAGGCAACUCAAAAUUCAGCUCUUUUGAAAGUACUCGACAUCUUUAGAUAAGAUUAAAAGCAACAUGUAACUGACAUGAUCUUUUAAUUUGUAAAUAUUGACGAUUUUCUUUCUGCACAUUUUAAUCUUA